AUGGCAAAUGAUAUUGAACAUUGGAGUACAGCUUUUUUAGAUCCAUCAUGGACUCACCAAGUUCAAACACUGGAUGAUUUUUUUGGUUUAAUGAUGCGAACGCGAUUUGUUCGAAGACAAAUCGUUGAACGUGUACUGAAAGGAAUACCUAUCCGCUCACAUUUUGCAGUAUCUUUGAAAAAUGCAAUGGAUUCCUUGCAACACAGUUGCGAAAGAAAUACCACGAUCAUAAAUUUAAACCUUGGACCAAUGGCUGAUUUUCAGUGCAAUCAUCUUUCAGUGAAAUUUGACAUAAGAAUUGAGUUAGAAGAGUUCGAAAAGGAUCUUAGCUUUCUUAAAUUCAUCGAGAGCGAUAAUGUUUAUAACGUUGAACAAUUCGUUGAUACUUUACAAACUUAUCACCCAGUAUCACCGCAAGUCUUUAAAGAAGAAGUUGCAGCAGCUGUUGAGUUGCUUUAUGAGGCUGAUCAUUUUCAUUAUUUUUUCACAGAUCGUGAUGGAACUUUGAAAACUUAUUCAUGUAGCUAUCGAGCUAGUAUUCAACCUGCCUAUUCCGGUGUUAUUCAGGCAAUUUUAUCAAUUUUUUUUGAAUUUUUUAGCCUUUCAUUUUACUUCCUUGGAGCAUUCAUCUGUAUUUACUUUUUCAUUGUAGCACAGUUCGCGAGACGUUGCGCUCAAAUUUGCGCUAUUAUUACGACAGCACCUCUCAUGCAUCUCGGAAUUCUUGAUGUAAGCACAAUUCCAGAAGGUUUCUAUUAUUUUGGUGCAUCUGGUGGCCGUGAGUGGUUUAUUGAUCCUGAAAAAAAGUUUAAAGAUACAGCGCUUUCUGAGAAGCAACUUACCAUGCUGGAUAAAGUAUAUAAAGAGAUAGUUAAGUUGCUCGAACAUCCAGAUUAUAAAAUUUUUGCAUGGGUAGGAUCUGGACUUCAAAAACAUUAUGGACAUAUUACAAUAGCACAUCAAGAUGUGUAUCGAUCUAUUCCAGAAAAGAGAUCGGCGGAUUUGUUAGUUUUUUUCAAUAUUAUUAUAUUAUUUAUAACAAAUUUUUUUUCAAUUGUUUUACGACAUCAAGUAGCGACUUCCGACACCACUUUCAACAAAGGUCAUGGUAUUGCCCUUUUGGUUGAUAAUAUUCAUUGCAAAUUAUCUGAAGGUAAUAUUUUGGUUUGUGGCGAUAGUGAAACAGAUUUGCCCAUGUUGGAAGUAUGUUUAGGAAGAAAUCCUAGAAACAUUUAUACAAUUUGGGUUACUUCUAAUGAGGAACUUCAAACUAAGGUAAAAAAUUUAUGCAAAAAAUAUGGUAAUUCGAAUGUUGCAUUUGUAUCUACGCCCGAAGUAUUGCUUGGCGCUAUGGCUCAAGCUACAAUACGAGAAAUAAGCAUCGCAGCUCGAGCUCGACAAAAUAUAUCCACCUCAUAA
Molecule: messenger RNA, 1419 nt
Organism: Dracunculus medinensis (Guinea worm)
Lineage: Eukaryota; Metazoa; Nematoda; Chromadorea; Rhabditida; Dracunculidae
Source: the annotation of a GenBank genome assembly